GUGGGCUUUACAGGGUUAAACUUGAAAAGAAAAAAAAAGUUUCUGUUUCGUUUUGACUGGAGCUUGAAGUGUCGGUGCUGAACUUCACAUCAGUGAGUUUGACGUGUUUCCAUAUACAGGGAAGAUGUCAGACUCUGAGACGAGGAAGAGGAAGAGAUCUUCAUCUCCAGAUCCCAGCUGUGUGUCUCUGAAGAGUGAUGUAUCCAUGAAUCCUCCUCUUAAAUUCAGUGAUGGAGCAGUGACCUCUGACCCCAGAGAUGAUCAGACUGGAGACCAGGAUUCUCCUCAAGCAGUAGAUGAUGAACUCCAGAGAGUCAAAGAGCAGCUCAAAACCAGCAUGAAGAACAAGUAUGAGAGAUUAUUUGAGGGACUGAACCUCCAGGAGAAUGAAACCCUCCUGAACAGGAUCUACACACAGCUCUACAUCAUAGAGGGAGAGAGUGAAGGAGUGAAUGAACAACAUGAGGUUUUCCAGAUGGAGAAAACAGCCAGAACACAACACUCACAAGACACUCCAAUCUACUGCAAUGACAUCUUUAAAGCCUCACCUGAACCAGGACGUGAGGAGAAACACCAGAUCAAGACUGUUCUUACUAAAGGCAUCGCUGGAAUCGGGAAAACCGUCUCUGUGCAGAAGUUCAUUCUGGACUGGGCCGAGGGAAAAGACAAUCAGGAUGUAGAUUUCAUGUUUGUGCUUCCAUUUCGAGAGCUGAACUUGAUCCGAGAUCAUCAGUACAGUCUUCACAGACUUCUGCUGGACUUUCAUCCUGAACUUCAAGAUCUGGACUCAAAGAUUUAUGAGGAGUGUAAAGUUGUGUUCAUCUUUGAUGGUCUGGAUGAAAGCAGAAUCACACUGAUGUUUCCAGAUGCUCAGACAGUUUCUGAUGUGACUGAGACUUCAUCAGUGGGUGUGUUGAUGUCAAAUCUCAUGACAGGAGAUCUGCUUCAUUCUGCUCUCAUCUGGAUCACCUCCAGACCAGCAGCAGCCAAUCAGAUCCCCUCCAAAUACAUCAACCGUCUGACAGAGAUUCAGGGAUUCAAUGAGCCUCAGAAGGAGGAAUAUUUCAGGAAGAGAAUCAGUGAUGAGCAUCAAGCCAGCAGAAUCAUCUCACACAUCAGAAGAGCAAGAAGCCUCCACAUCAUGUGCCACAUACCCGUCUUCUGCUGGAUCUCAUCCACUGUGCUUCAGAAGCUCCUGAAAGAAGAUCUGAGUGCAGAAAUCCCUCAAACUCUGACUGAAAUGUACAUCCACUUCCUGCUGAUUCAGAUCAACAUGAGGAAUCAGAAGUAUGAAGAGAGAGAUCCAGAGAAACUAAUGAAGUCCAACAGAAGAGUGAUUGUGAAACUUGCUGAAGUGGCUUUCAAACAGCUGAUGAAGGGCAAUGUGAUGUUCUAUGAGGAGGACCUGAGAGAGAGCGGCAUAGACGUCACUGACGCCUCAGUGUAUUCUGGGAUUUGCACUGAGAUCUUUAAGGAGGAAUCUGUGAUUCAUCAGAGGAAAGUCUACAGCUUCAUUCAUCUGAGCUUUCAGGAGUUUCUCGCUGCUUUCUAUCUGUUUUAUUCACAUGUGAUCAAGAACAAGAAACCACUGAAUGAGUUCAGAUUGUACAGAUCUAAUAAAGACUCUCUGUAUGAUCUACUAACAUCAGCAGUAGAUAAAGCCCUCUGGAGUAGGAAUGGACAGCUGGAUCUGUUCCUGCGGUUCCUGCUGGGCGUCUCACUGGAGUCCAAUCAGAGACUCUUACAGGAUCUACUGACACAGACAGAGAACAGCUCAGAGACCAUCAGAGGAAUCACACACUACAUUCAACAGAAGAUCAAAGAUGAAUAUGAAGAUGAAUAUGAAGAACAAGAUGAAUUUCUCUCCACUGAAAGAUCCAUCAAUCUGUUCCUCUGUCUGCUGGAAGUCAAAGAUCAUUCUCUGUCCAGAGAGAUUCAGGAGUUUGUGAAAUCAGACAAACACUCAAAGGAGAAACUCUCUCCGUCUCACUGCUCAACAAUCUCCUACAUGAUUCAGAUGUCAGAGGAGCCGCUGGAUGAGCUGAACCUCAUGAAAUACAACACAUCAGCUGAGGGGAGAAGAAGACUGAUACCAGCUGUGAUCAACUGCAGAAAAGCUCCAUUUUCUAGCUGUAAUCUCUCAGAUCAGGAUUGUGAAAUUGUGUCUUCAGCUCUACAAUCCUCAAACUCUGUCCUGAGAGAGCUGGAUCUGAGUAACAAUGACCUACAGGACUCUGGUGUCAGCUUCAUUUCUGAUGGACUGAAGAGUCCAAACUGUCAGCUGCAGAUCCUGAGACUUGCUCUCUGUAAUCUCACUGCUCAGUAUUGUGACGGUUUGUCUUCAGCUCUACAAUCCUCAAACUCUGUCCUGAGAGAGCUGGAUCUGAGUAACAAUGACCUACAGGACUCUGGUGUCAGCUUCAUUUCUGAUGGACUGAAGAGUCCAAACUGUCAGCUGCAGAUCCUGAGACUUGCUGGCUGUAAUCUCUCAGAUCAGCAUUGUGAAAUUGUGUCUUCAGUUCUACAAUCCUCAAACUCUGUCCUGAGAGAGCUGGAUCUGAGUAACAAUGACCUACAGGACUCUGGUGUCAGCUUCAUUUCUGAUGGACUGAAGAGUCCAAACUGUCAGCUGCAGAUCCUGAGGUUGUCUGGCUGUAUGGUGACAGAGGAAGGCUGUGGUUAUGUGUCUUCGGCUCUGAGUUCAAACCCCUCACACCUGAGAGAGCUGGAUCUGAGCUACAAUCACCCAGGACAAUCAGGAGUGCAGCUGCUCAAACACAAACUGGAGGAUCCAAACUAUAAACUGCAGAUACUCAAUGUGGAUCAUGGAGGAGAGGUCAUGAUGACAGCAGGACUACGAAAGUAUGCCUGUGAUCUCACACUGGAUCCAAACACAGCACACACUCGACUCGUUCUGUCUGAUGGUAACAGGAAGGUGACGCGUGUGGAAGAGGAUCAGUCAUAUCCUGAUCAUCCAGAGAGAUUUGAUGAGCUUUUUCAGGUUCUGUGUAGAGAGAGACUGACUGGACGCUGUUACUGGGAGGCUGAAUGGAGCGGAAAUUAUGCUGAAAUAUCAGUGACAUAUGAAGGAAUCAGCAGGAAAGGAGAUAGUGAUGACUGUGUGUUUGGAUCCAAUGACAAAUCCUGGAGUCUGCUCUACUCUGAUAGAGGAUUCACUGUCUGGCACAAUAAGAGAGAAACUGUUAUACCUGCUGUCCGUCUAUCCUCUAAGAGAGCAGGAGUGUAUGUGGACGUGUCGGCCGGCUCUCUGUCCUUCUACAGAGUAUCUGACACACACACACUCACACACUUACACACAUUCAACACCACAUUCACUGAACCCCUCUGUGCUGGAUUUAGGGUUUAUUCCUCAGUGUCUCUGUGUGAUAUUAAAGGAUCGAGAGACACUCUGUAAAUCCUCUUUCUGAUCUUCACACACACUCAUCAAAUCUCACUUCAUCACAUUUGUAUUCAUUAAUUUUUAAUUCAUGUUUUUCAUUGUAAUUUAGAAGUUACACAUCUAAAUCAGACACACACACUGUUCUGAAUCUGUCAUAAACAGAGUAAUAAAGUUGCUUUAAUAUUCAUAUUGUAAAUAGUUCAUCAGAUUGAAUAAAAGCACAUUUGAGACUCAUUUAA
Messenger RNA from Megalobrama amblycephala (Wuchang bream), 3639 nucleotides. Its product is annotated as NACHT, LRR and PYD domains-containing protein 12-like. Gene Ontology annotation, molecular function: protein binding. The record is from RefSeq and is a predicted model, not a curated record. The coding region runs from base 125 to 3415 and encodes 1096 amino acids. NCBI's taxonomy places the organism in Eukaryota, Metazoa, Chordata, Actinopteri, Cypriniformes, Xenocyprididae. The transcript is spliced from 10 exons.